This is a messenger RNA of Dictyostelium discoideum AX4, 2106 nucleotides long. RefSeq names its product delta 9 fatty acid desaturase. NCBI's taxonomy places the organism in Eukaryota, Evosea, Eumycetozoa, Dictyosteliales, Dictyosteliaceae. Gene Ontology annotation, cellular component: membrane. The record is from RefSeq and is a predicted model, not a curated record. The coding region runs from base 1 to 2106 and encodes 701 amino acids. The transcript is spliced from 2 exons. Gene Ontology annotation, biological process: lipid metabolic process. Gene Ontology annotation, molecular function: oxidoreductase activity, acting on paired donors, with oxidation of a pair of donors resulting in the reduction of molecular oxygen to two molecules of water.
AUGAUAUCAUCUCCAAUUACCUCAUGUACUGAGGCAAUUGAAAUGAUCUCAAAACUUCCACAAGAAGUAUUUGAAAAAAGUACAAGAACAGCAACAAAGAAAUUAUUAGCAUCAAUUGGUUUAGUGACAAUUGGUACAUAUUUAGUAUAUGCACUUCCAUGGUAUUUGUUACCAAUUGGAUGGAUAUUUAUGGGUACAGCAUGUUGUGGAUUAUUCUCUGUUGGGUAUGCAUGUGGUAAUGAUUUAUUUUUCAAGAAUAAAUUUGUUAACUAUGUAGUUGGAACAAUUUGUAUGUUACCAUUAAUGUAUCCAUUAGCCUAUUGGAAGAAAAGAAUUGAAAAGAAAGCAACAGCAAGUCGUGAUUUCGUUCGUGAGAUUGCAAGUGGUAAUUUUUGGUUCCUCAGUUCAUUACUUCAAUGGUUAUCAUUAAAUUUCAGUUUCAAAUUCUCCAAAUCAAUGAUGGUCUCAGUCUCAUUCCUUUAUGUAUUCAUCGCAUUAUUCUUCCCAAUUAUGACCUACAGUAUGGGCAUUUGGGGUUUAUUCAAGUACUAUUUGAUCCCAUUGUUUGUGUACCACUUUUGGAUGUCAACAUUCCUCAAGGCUUCAUCUCUCUCAAGUGUCGCAAGUAAACCAACUUUCUUUGCCCUCCCACGUUGGGUACAAUAUUUAACACAAGAUUUUAACAUUGGUGUUACCUUGAGUCACAUGUCUCAAAAUUUGGGUGUACCAUCAUACAAAUGGAAAGAUGCUUACAAUUUAUUAAAGAAAGAGUAUGAAAAUAUCACUGAAUUAUCAUUUGCUUCACUCUUGAUCAAUUUACCACCAGUUGUCCAACAUGUUGAACCAAAGAAUUCUACACUCUCUGUCGAAUUGGAUGAAAAGAAACAAGAUGAGACCUCAUCCUCCAAUUUAUUCGAUCCAGUAACUCAUCCAUUUGGUUUGCUCAAGGUUGAUCCAUCAAAACCAUUCCAUGAAAGAAUCAAUUGGAAUGUUGCUAUCUUUUUAUGUGGUACCCCAUUUUUAGCACUCUAUGGUAUUUUAACAACUCCAUUCAUCACUAAAACCUAUAUUACCGCAUUCCUCGCUUACUAUAUCUCUGGUAUGGGUAUUACAGCUGGUUAUCAUCGUUUAUUCUCUCAUCGUUCCUAUAGGGCUUCAUUACCAGUUCGUAUAGUUCUCAUGUUAAUGGGUACAUCAACUUUUGAAGGUAGUGUUUUCGAAUGGUGCCAAGAUCAUCGUGCCCAUCAUCGUUUCACUGAUACCGAUAAGGAUCCAUACAAUGUAAAGAAAGGUCUUUUCUAUUCCCAUAUGGGUUGGAUGCUUUUCAAACGUAUUCCAGGUGAUGCCGAUAUUAGUGAUCUUAAAGCUGAUCCAGUUUUACGUUUCCAACAUAAAUAUUUCAUUCCAUUGGCAUUCAGUUUGGGUUGGUUCUUACCAAUGUUCAUUUGUGGUUUUGGUUGGAAUGAUUGGAAAGGUGGAUUUUUCAUCGCUGGUGUUGCCUCCAAAGUACUCAUGAUGCAAUGUACCUUUUGUAUCAACUCUUUGGCUCAUUAUCUUGGUGAAGCAACUUACACCGACCAAAGAUCUCCACGUGACUCUUUUAUCACAUCUUUGGUCACUUUUGGUGAAGGUUAUCAUAACUUUCAUCAUGAAUUCCCAUAUGAUUACAGAAAUGGUAUUCAUAUGUCUGCUUACGAUCCAGGUAAGUGGUUAAUCAAUUUCCUUAGUUGGUUUGGUUUCGCCUAUGAAUUAAAGAGAUUCCCAAGUGAAUUAUUCGCAAAAGGUAAAAUUCAAAUGCAAGAGAAAACCAUCAAAAAAUUACGUGAUCAACUCUAUUGGGGUAAACCAUUGGAUCAAUUACCAUCAUUCACUCGUGCUCAAGUUAAAGAGAAAUGUCAAAAAGAAAAGAAACAACUCUUAAUCAUUGAAGAUGUUAUCUAUGAUAUGUCUGAAUUUGCUGAAAAACAUCCAGGUGGUAAACAAUACAUUGACGAUUAUAUUGGUAAAGAUGCAACUAAAGCUUUUAAUGGUUUAGUUUAUAAUCAUUCAUUUGCUGCUAGAAAUUAUUUGGAUCUUUAUAGAGUUGCUUUAUUAUCAAAUGAAUAA